CUCAGAAGUGUAACUUGGCACGUUAGAAACGUAGAUUGCAGUGUCAGGGAACUUACACAGAGGUGGCAAUAGCCAGCUCUUUGCUUUGCAUUUGCUCUGCUCACCACAAACACCAUCAAUCAAACAAUUAACUUCACUGCUUCAAACUAAGUAAUCCAUUCCAUUCUCUCUCCCCCAUCUUCAACUUCAAAAUCAAAGUCAUACCUUUUUUUCAAAUGCACAUAGUGACAUAGGUGAUGAGAGAUAUUCAAUAUGCAGUUAGCUGAGGACCUAUUCUAAGCUAUGACAAAUCAAGGCUUUCCCAACUGGGUAUCCUUCAAAUGCUGCAUUUGUUUGAAACUUGAGUCUAAUUUUGGGAACCAGCAUUGGAUCAAGAAAAUUUGAUGAUUAGCAUAGGAACUAUAAACUCUUAACCAUGAAGAAGAACUAUUACUGGUUUAAAGAAAUUUCUCACAAUGUGAGGUCAGGGAGAAGGCUCUCUCUAGGGGAGUACAAACAAGCAGUGUCAUGGUCUAAGUAUCUGGUGUCCUCAGGGGCAGCUAUAAAGGGAGAAGGAGAAGAGGAUUGGAGUGCAGAUUUGUCUCAGUUGUUUAUUGGGUCCAAAUUUGCUUCUGGAAGACAUAGCAGGGUCUACAGAGGAAUCUACAAGCACAUGGAUGUGGCGAUUAAGCUUGCAAGUCAACCAGAGGAGGAUGAGGAGUUGGCUGUUUUGCUUGACAAGCAGUUUACUUCAGAGGUUGCUUUGCUGUUUCGGUUGCAUCAUCCAAAUAUCAUAACUUUUGUUGCAGCUUGCAAAAAACCUCCUGUGUUCUGCAUAAUCACUGAAUACAUGGCUGGGGGCUCAUUGGGAAAAUACCUGCAUCAGCAAGAACCACAUUCAGUUCCUCACAAACUAGUUCUGAAAUUAGCCUUAGACAUUGCAAGGGGAAUGCAAUUUCUUCAUUCUCAAGGCAUACUUCACAGGGACCUCAAAUCAGAAAAUCUGCUGUUGGGUGAGGAUAUGUGUGUGAAAGUGGCAGAUUUUGGGAUCUCUUGCUUAGAAUCCCAAUGUGGCAGUGUUAAAGGAUUCACAGGGACUUACCGUUGGAUGGCACCUGAAAUGAUCAAAGAAAAGCAUCACACCAAGAAAGUAGAUGUCUAUAGUUUCGCCAUAGUUCUAUGGGAGCUUUUAACUGGAUUGACACCAUUUGACAACAUGACACCAGAACAAGCAGCAUAUGCAGUCACCCACAAGAAUGCAAGGCCUCAGUUACCAUCUGACUGUCCACUGGCAUUUAGUCAUCUCAUCAACAGAUGUUGGUCAAGCAAUCCAAAUAAAAGGCCACAUUUUGAUGAGAUAGUUUCAAUUUUGGAGAACUAUACAGAAUCACUUGAGCAGGAUCCAGAAUUUUUCUCCACUUAUAAACCACGUCAAAGUAAUCUAAUUCUGAGAUGCUUACCAAAAUGUGGUGAUGUUGGCCAUAACUCUGCUUCCACUGCUUAGGUUUCUCUUUUCAAUCAUCUCACAUGAAGUGUAGUAUUAUAUAUUCCAAUUAAUCCUAAGAACCAAAACUGUGUUUGAUCAAUAUGUAUAAUCCUCCUUUCCAAAAAAAAAAUGUAUAAUCCUCUCCUGAAUUGAUCUCUAUUUUAGGGGUUUGGUAACUGAUUAAGAAAUAAAGAGUAAAAAAUAUGUAUUGGAAAAUUGAUGUGUUUAACAUAUUAGUAAUUUUAAGGA
This is a messenger RNA of Lotus japonicus, 1714 nucleotides long. RefSeq names its product serine/threonine/tyrosine-protein kinase HT1-like. Lineage: Eukaryota; Viridiplantae; Streptophyta; Magnoliopsida; Fabales; Fabaceae. The transcript has 3 exons. The coding region runs from base 416 to 1483 and encodes 355 amino acids. The record is from RefSeq and is a predicted model, not a curated record. Gene Ontology annotation, biological process: protein phosphorylation. Gene Ontology annotation, molecular function: ATP binding; protein kinase activity.